Molecule: messenger RNA, 1628 nt
Organism: Saccostrea echinata
Lineage: Eukaryota; Metazoa; Mollusca; Bivalvia; Ostreida; Ostreidae
Product: S-methylmethionine--homocysteine S-methyltransferase BHMT2-like
Exons: 7
Coding region: 56-1096 (346 amino acids)
Molecular function (GO): zinc ion binding; methyltransferase activity
Source: RefSeq, a predicted model, not a curated record
UAUUUCACAAGUGUUACUUCAGUUCCUGAUAUUAGUGGACAGGAACACUCUGAUAAUGACUGUAGAAGGUUUGCUAGAGCGUCUACAGAAAAAGAAGGACAUUGUUGUAGCAGAAGGGUAUAUUUUUGAAUUUGAGCGGCGGGGCUACUUGAGGGCAGGAUGUUUUGUACCAGAGGUCGUGCUCAAUCAUCCGGAACUGGUCCGCUCUCUUUAUGAAGAAUUUGUCCAUGCAGGAAGUGAAGUAGUUCUUGCUUUUACUUACUAUGGGCAUCGAGAAAAGUUGAAAUUGAUUGAUCGAGAGGAUGACGUCAAAGAACUGAACAUAAAAGCCCUGAAAAUUGCCAAAGAGGUCGCUAUAAACACAGGAACCUUAAUGGCGGGAAAUAUCUGUAAUACUACUGUAUUCGAGCGAGGGAACCAGGAAGCCAUUGACACUACAAGAAUAAUGUUUAAGGAGCAAAUCGAGUGGGCAGUAGAAUGUGGCGCGGACUACAUUGUAGCAGAGACGUUCAGUGAAUAUGCGGAAGCUGAACUGGCACUGCAAUGUAUCAAACAAUAUGGAAGAGGAUUGCCGUCAGUAGUGUCACUUGUUCCCCAUGGUAAGGAUAUUACGUCAGAUGGACUCACAUUUCCUGAAGCUUGCAAGAAACUCGAAGAGGCGGGAGCGGAUGUGGUAGGACUGAACUGCUGCAGGGGUCCAAAAACAAUGAUGCCACUCAUAAAGGACAUCAGAAAAGCUUGCAAGGGUCCGAUUUGUAUGUUACCAGUGCCUUACCGUACCACACCGGAGCAACCAACCAUGCAAACACUGAGAGAUGCAGAGUCAGGAAAGACUGCUUUUCCGUUUGAUCUUCCCGCAUUUGCGUGUAGUCGAACUCAGGUUGCUGAAUUUGCUCGAGAGGCCAAAGAAGUUGGAGUGCAGUACAUCGGUCUUUGCUGUGGAAACGCAGCUCAUUACAUCCGGGUAGUUGCGGAGGAAUAUGGAAGAAGACCCCCAGCAAGCAAAUUCUCCCCGGAUAUGUCGGAGCAUUAUAUCUUUGGGGAUAAAAAGCAUGUUAAAAGUUACCACGCUACAAAUCUUCUUCCCGAUAUGUAGACUGUUAUUUCACUGGAGAAAAGAGAUCAUGUUAAUAUUGACGUUUUAUGUUUUUAAAAUUAUCAAGUAUUUUUGUUGAUACAUGUAUAUAAUAACUUAAAAAAGCCAUUGCUAUCCAGACUAAAGACACUUAAUUCAUACCAAUGUCAAAAUAUCUUUUAAGGGGAUGUUUUAAAUUCUUCAAAAUCAUAUGUCAAUUUUGAAUAUUUUUAAUAUGUCUUUCAACCAAAAUGAAUUUGAAUUACCAUAUCUAUACUGGAUUCCGAAACUUCAUAAAAAUUCUUAUAAAGAUACAUAGCGGGUUCUACCAAGCCUCUGUCUUUACUCCUCAUUAAAAUAUUAACAGUAGCGAAGGAGAAACUUCAGGAGUACUGUGCAACUACAAUAUAUUUGAUAAGUGGUGCAAAUCAGAUGUGGAUACUUAAAAAUUCCAAAGAACUUUUGGAAAAUUUGAAAUCACGAAAUUUUACCAAAUCAAUAACAUUUACGACUUUUCAACUUAAUAUACAACCAUUUCCCACGAUAAAUUAAA